Molecule: messenger RNA, 1377 nt
Organism: Endocarpon pusillum Z07020
Lineage: Eukaryota; Fungi; Ascomycota; Eurotiomycetes; Verrucariales; Verrucariaceae
Exons: 1
Coding region: 1-1377 (458 amino acids)
Biological process (GO): triterpenoid biosynthetic process
Cellular component (GO): lipid droplet
Molecular function (GO): intramolecular transferase activity
Source: RefSeq, a predicted model, not a curated record
AUGACGGAGAAGUCAGGUCUUGUGGGAACAGCCCGGGAUUUGGGGCUCGUCGAUGGCAUCCUGGACGUCACUAGGACUCUAUCCCUCGCAGAGAAACACGCUUUUGGUCUCCAGAAGCCCGACGGUGAAUGGUGCGCUGAGUUUAAGACGGGCAUAUUUUCUCUUACCGAGCACAUUUUUUUCUGUCAAAUAUGGGGCAUCGAUAAAUCUGCCGAUGCAGGCCUCUUUCAAAAAUUUCUGCUCUCUCUGCAGAAUUCUGACGGGUCCUGGAGCGCAGCCCCAGACUAUCCUGGCGAGGUUUCGCUAACGGCGGAAGCCUACCUGGCCCUUCGUAUUCUCGGCGUUGAGGCUGAUUGCACAGAGCUUCUACGAGCAAGACACUUCGUUCGAAAUGCCGGUGGCUUGGCCAAAGUUCGCAUACUGACGCGCUUUCAUCUUGCCCAAUUUGGGCUCUGGCCUUGGACCGCGGUGCCGCAGCUGCCUCCAGAGCUUAUUUUGCUUCCUUUGCAGUCUCCAAUCCAUAUCUAUAAAUUGUGGUAUGUGGCACGCGCUACGAUCGUGCCCAUGGCCAUUAUACGGCACCACGAGCCAAUCUUUGCGCUCCCAAAUGGCAAGUCUGCAAGCAACAACUACCUGGAUGAGCUCUGGUUAGACCCGCAGCACAAGUCGGUCCCCUAUGGCCGUUCGUUGCUUGAUCUCUCCAAGAACGACCCCGUUGGCUUUGCUUUCCAUGCUGCCGACCACCUGAUGCACACCCUUCGAGUCGUGAUGCAGUACACUCCAAUGCGGUACCUUGCUCGGAAGCGGUCGGUCAACUGGAUACUCGAACAUCAGAGCGGGGACGGCACCUGGUUUGGCUACUUGACGGCCAUGCAUUGUUCCAUGUCAGCUUUGUUGCUUGAGGGCUUCACCACGGAUGACCUUCGCAUUCGUCGAGCUCUCACCGCCAUGGAGACUUGGAUGUGGGAGGAUGAGCAAGGCAAACGCAUCCAGUUGUCCACCAGCCCCCUCUGGGACACUCCCAUGAUGAUCAGCGCUCUCUGCAUGUCCGGUGUUCGGCGCGAUGACUACCGCUUGCAGCGGGCUGCAGAAUGGUGCAAGACGCAACAGAUUUUCGGCUCCGACACCGAAGUAGCUCGUUACUGCCCAGACUUGGCUUCUGGUGGUGGAUUCGCCUUCCAGUACCACAAUCCCUGGAUCCCGGACGUCGACGACACCGCGGCAGUAGCAUUGGCCUUGUACGCCCAGGAUGAUGGCGCGCUCGAAAAGUACUCCUUCGUUCGUGCCGCCGAGUGGGCGCUGAGCAUGCAGAACAAAGAUGGGGGUUGGGCCGCAUUUGACCGCGAUUGUGAUAACACCUGGCUGCAUAAAUGGUAG